Messenger RNA from Arachis ipaensis, 990 nucleotides. RefSeq names its product DNA-directed RNA polymerase III subunit RPC4-like. Gene Ontology annotation, cellular component: RNA polymerase III complex. Gene Ontology annotation, biological process: tRNA transcription by RNA polymerase III. The record is from RefSeq and is a predicted model, not a curated record. Gene Ontology annotation, molecular function: DNA binding. Lineage: Eukaryota; Viridiplantae; Streptophyta; Magnoliopsida; Fabales; Fabaceae.
AUGCAUAUUGUUUUGAUAGAACUCCUUGAUGAAGAGGAAUUUGGGGAGGCUGCAGAAUCCAGAACCUUCGAUGAAGAUUCAACAAAUCCAGCAAAGGAACUUGGCCUUUUGGAGGAAAACCCGGAGACAAGUAUGUUCUUGAUCCAUUUACCAGCAGCUUUGCCAGCGAUUAAAGGAUCAGCUUCUUCUGGAGGCCAAGUUGACAGUGAGAGCUCUUCUAAACCUCAAGGAUCCGUGAAAAAAGUGAAUCCUUGUAAGUUGAAUGAACUACCACCUGGCUUCAUGGGCAAAAUGCUUGUAUACAAGAGUGGUGCUAUCAAGCUGAACCUUGGCGAUACUCUUUAUGAUGUUUCCCCCGGUUCAAAUUGUACAUUUGUUCAAGAUGUUGCUGUUAUGAAUACUGCUCAAAAACAUUGUUGCGCAAUUGGGGAGAUCAGAAGGCGUGUCAUUGUGACUCCAGAUAUAGAUGACAUGGUAGAAAAUCUCACAUUCAUUCGACUAUCCGAAAGUGAUCUUCAAUCUCUGACGUCUCCCUCUUUGUAUUUGCGCAGAUUAGUGUGACUCUUUGGGUGAAGCCUCCUAUUGGUAAACUGAAUUGGUGUUUAGCUUUCUUUCUAUCUUUUCUUUUCUUUUCUGUUUUUGACUCGAUACAGAAUGUAGAUGUUGUCUAUUUAUAGUUUUGUUAAUUGUUUAAGCGAGUGGUGAAGCAUUUAUUAGUUGAACAGACUAUGGCUUUGUUAAUUGUUAAUUGUUUUGCAAAAUGCUUGUAUACAAGAGGAUGAUGAAGUUGGUAUUUAAGAAGUUGAUUAAACUGUGAUUAAUUUAAGUGACAGAGGAUUGUUUACAGUUGGUGUAAAAGAAAAACUCAAUUGUAGAAGAUAAAUUUUACAAAUGAAAUGGUGAUGAGAAAAUAAAAGAAAAUCCAUUCCAGUAUUGUUGCAUUAGACAAGUUUUUGCUAUAUUGUAUUCAUAUUUAUUAUUAACUAAAUU